This is a messenger RNA of Bactrocera dorsalis (oriental fruit fly), 2291 nucleotides long. RefSeq names its product sodium-coupled monocarboxylate transporter 1. Gene Ontology annotation, cellular component: membrane. NCBI's taxonomy places the organism in Eukaryota, Metazoa, Arthropoda, Insecta, Diptera, Tephritidae. Gene Ontology annotation, biological process: sodium ion transport; transmembrane transport. The record is from RefSeq and is a predicted model, not a curated record. The transcript has 9 exons. The coding region runs from base 209 to 2059 and encodes 616 amino acids. Gene Ontology annotation, molecular function: symporter activity.
CAAGUUUCAAUUCUUCUAAAUGCAACGCUGCUUGUGAUUUAGUACGACCGUUGAAUUCCGUUGGAGUGGGUGCAUCUGAACUAUUAACGCAACGCGCCAUUUAAUUCAGUCUAGCCGGAAAGCCUGAGCAAUAUUCAAAUACUGUGCUAGUUUCAAGCACGAUAAUAUAUAAUACAGAUUCAGCAAAUAUAACACCCUAAUUGAAAAUAUGGACUCUACUGUAACAUCCAUUAUAACUUCAAAACCAAUAAAGGCAAUGAAUGUGACUGAAUUAAGCUCUUCUCUACAACAUUUUGGUGUUCUUGACUAUUUCGUUUUUGUGCUCAUGCUGUCGGUGUGUGCAAUAAUUGGUUUAUAUUUUGGAUUCAUUGAGAACAAGAAAAAGCAAAGUGACAAUGAGCAGCGACGGGGUUCAGAGGCGUUAGAAUACUUGGUGGGCGGAAGAAAAAUGAAAGUGUUUCCUGUGGCUUUGUCUUUAGUCGCGAGUUUUGUUUCGGGAAUAUCUCUACUUGGUACAUCUACGGAAAUCUAUGUUUACGGUACCCAAUAUGCUUUCAUUCUCAUUACGUUAGUCAUAUCUGGAAUAAUAUCGUGGUAUGUCUUUCUUCCUGUUUUUUGCAAUCUUCAGUUAACUUCAACAUAUGAGUAUUUUGAAAUGCGGUUUGGUCGCGAGGUACGCUAUUUUGGAUCCGUUUUGUUUAUCGUAAACAUGAUUCUUUGGCUGCCCGUUGCAGUAUAUGUACCAGCUUUGACCUUUAACCAAGUAUCUGGAAUCGACACGCAUAUUGUAACUCCAAUAGUGUGUCUGAUUUGCACCUUCUAUACUUGUGUGGGCGGCUUAAAAGCAGUGAUUUGGACAGAUGUUGUGCAGAGCUUCAUUAUGUAUGGAUCAAUAGUGACUAUUUGCAUUAAAGGUACACUUGAUGUGGGGGGUUUAGAUGUGGUUUUGCAACGAAAUAGAGAAAGCGGUCGUUUGAACAUGCCGGAUUGGACCUGGGAUCCUACUGUACGUUUGUCUAUGUUAGCUGUAUUUGUGGGAGGAUCUCUUCAUAAGAUACAAUCUUCUGCUGUCAAUCAAAUUUGCAUCCAACGUUACCUUUCAUUGCCUUCCCUACAAAAAGCCAAACACACAGUCGUUUUAUUUAAUAUCCUGCUGAUCUUUCUGAUGUUGUGUUGUUGUUAUAUGGGAUUAUUAGCCUAUGCCAGUUACUACGACUGCGAUCCAAUUAGCACAAAGCUUGCUGCGGCUAGUGAUCAGUUGCCAACUUUACUCGUAAUGAAGACGGUGGGUGAUAUACCUGGUUUGACAGGCCUUUUUGUUGCUGGUGUUUUCAGCGCAGCAUUGAGCUCAUUAUCUACUGGGUUGAAUUCCUUGGCUUGUGUUAUUUCUCAAGAUAUUAUUGCAUCCUUCUUUAAGAAACCGUUGAACGAACGGCAUACAGCUAUUUUAUUGCGCUUAAUCGUUUUUGUUUUUGGUAUAGCUUGCAUCGGUUUGGUUUAUGUCGUUGAGAAACUUGGUAUGGUUUUACAGUUAGCCACAAUGACAGGGGCAGUCACAAUGGGACCACUCUUAGCUGUUUACACAAUGGGCGUUUGCUUUCCAUGGAUCAAUGGGAAGAGCGCACUUACGGGUUGUGUGACCGGCUUUUUAGUUUUGAGUUGGAUAUGUACUAAUGCACAAAUCGCCCAAAUGAGAGGGGAAAUCGCUUAUCCGAAAAUGCCAGUAUCCAUUGAUGGAUGCGAAUAUGAAUUUGAUAAUGCGACAGCUUGGGAUACCAUUUACAACUAUCAGCCAUCAACUUUCGAACAGCGCAAUUUAUACCAUCUAUCCUUUUUGUGGUAUUCUGCUUUUGGUGCAAUGAUUUCGAUGGCCGUUGCAUGUGUGUCAACUAGACUAUUUGGUACAACGGAUUUGGAAAAAAUAGAUCCAGCAUUACUUUCACCCUUUGCACGGCGCUUCUUACCACUAAAACAACGCAAAGCGUAUUGUAGUGUUAGUUUGGAAGAUUUUACUAAUGCUAAGUCUCCGAAUGAGGGUUUCCAACGACGUGCUAACUAAAUUAAUUAUAAAUGCUUUAAUGUAUGUCUACUCUGUUUUCAAGUGUUUUGGCUUAAGUUUUCCAAAAAAUAUUUAUAAUGUGCGUAUGUGUAUUCCAUGAAUAGGAAUUGGAUGUGUUUUAUCCGCAUCCUUACAUCUUUUAAAGUAGUUUAACUUUGCAUAUGUAUACCUGUGUAGGGUUCUUAAGAUUUGUUUACAAAUUGGCUAAUAAAACUGAUGUUAAAUACUUAAA